Molecule: messenger RNA, 663 nt
Organism: Bombina bombina (fire-bellied toad)
Lineage: Eukaryota; Metazoa; Chordata; Amphibia; Anura; Bombinatoridae
Product: triggering receptor expressed on myeloid cells 2-like
Exons: 3
Source: RefSeq, a predicted model, not a curated record
AUGGAUUUAAACUUUGCAGAGAUAAAAGAUUUGUGGACAAACACAAAUAAGUUAACAGCCAAAGAAGGUGAUGAUAUCACAGUAAAUUGUUACUAUGACAGAAAACAAUAUGUUUUUAGCAAGAAAUAUUGGUGUCAUGGAGCCUCUAGAUCUACUUGCCAAAUUCUGUGUGACACGGAACAGAGAAAAUUUCAGAAGCUUUUUAUUAAAGAUAACAAGAAUUGAUUAUUUUAUGUCACAAUAACAAACUUGGUUCUUGAAGAUUCUGGAACUUAUUGGUGUGGAAUUGAUCGACUAUAUGCGGAUAUAAUGUCUUCCAUGGAGCUGAAUGUGAUUGAAGAACCUAUAUCAGUGCCAUUGCUGUCCUACAUUAAUGAUCCAGAGGAUUCCUGUUUUGGGCUACCAGUAGUAAUCAAAUGCAGCUCUAACAGAGGAUUCCGUGUGCAGUACACUUGGUACAGAAUGGGCACUACUCUCGCUACAGUAGGAUCCAGCACUCUGCAGAUAAAAUGUGAGUCUCUUACAGAGACCCAGGAGUAUUAUUGUGAGGCCUCAAAUAAAAGACAGAAAAAAUCCAGUGCCAUUGUCAAGGCUUUGUUAUUGAAUUUCAAGGACAGAGAGUGUGUGUACCUUCUGCUACAAAAAGGUAAAUUAUGCACAUAA